Antrostomus carolinensis (chuck-will's-widow) is the source of this 324-nucleotide messenger RNA. RefSeq names its product serine rich and transmembrane domain containing 1 (gene SERTM1). The coding region runs from base 1 to 324 and encodes 107 amino acids. The transcript has a single exon. The record is from RefSeq and is a predicted model, not a curated record. Gene Ontology annotation, cellular component: intracellular membrane-bounded organelle. Lineage: Eukaryota; Metazoa; Chordata; Aves; Caprimulgiformes; Caprimulgidae.
AUGUCAGAACCCGAUCCUUCAUCUGGAUUUGUAGGAAACAUGGAAAAUGGGACUUUUCUAGAGCUGUAUCCCACAUCCCUUUCAACUUCAGUAGAUUCAUCACCUGGUCGUUUAUCCAACGUCUAUGUCUAUGUUUCUAUAUUCCUCAGUCUUUUAGCUUUUCUCCUUUUGCUAUUGAUCAUUGCACUUCAGAGGCUGAAAAACAUAAUUUCUUCCAGUUCCUCCUACCCAGAAUAUAACAGUGAUGCUGGAAGUUCUUUCACUAAUUUAGAGGUUUGUAGUAUUUCUUCCCAGCGCUCUGCUCUCUCAAACCUUUCUUCAUGA